CGUGUCGCGAGCGAAAUAGUCGUGCGUUGAAGGGAGUUGAAGGGUGAGCUCGAGAGCAUAGGAGGGUCCCGACUCUCUGAACAGCGGGAGCCUUUCAAGGUGUAGGUUCCUAGUGGUUGGAGGUCUCUUCUGAUGGUACUGAGGGUGACUCAGCACCGGUGGACGAGCGCGAACGAGCAGCGCGGUCCCCGCGAUCAGCAUCACAGUCGCCGUGUCACGUCGUCAUGGCUACACGUGCUGUCACCUCGACGAUGAUCGCGUUUGUUCUCAUCCUACUCGUCGCUGGUUGGCCAACAGGCGGACGGACAGGCUUGGUCAAGUUCUACGAAUCUAUGCCCGAUCAUCUGCAACCGGACAGGCGAAUACCCAUCAACGAUUAUGCGAUGCACGGGCCCAUCAUCGACGACCACGACUUACCCAGGGAUCUCAGGAAGCCGUAUCCAGGCAAGAGCUUUGGACCAAUGGGCCCUAUCGAUGGCUCCCUCCCGGAUGACGUCUCUUUUCGAAGUCUGUCGUCUGGACAGGAGAAAGGGGCGAACUCGAUCGAACUUCUGUCGCCUCACGCUGUCGAAAAGAUCGAAAAACAUAAGCCGGAGUAUAAGAUCAUGUCUGUGGAGUUUCAUCGCGUCGAGACACCGUUUGUCAUUGGAAUAUGGAUCUUCUUUGCCAGCAUCGCGAAAAUAGGCUUCCACAUGACGCCGAAGCUCAGCAAGAUCUUUCCGGAAUCCUGUUUGCUGAUCGUUGUCGGCGUGGUGGUUGGUGUCCUACUGUUCCAGGCGAGCAGUGUCCACGUGUCGCCUCUCACUCCCGACACAUUCUUCCUCUACAUGCUGCCGCCUAUUAUCCUGGAUGCUGGAUACUUCAUGCCGAAUCGACUGUUCUUCGACCAUCUGGGAACUAUACUUCUGUUCGCCGUCGUUGGGACUAUAUUUAACACUUUGUCGAUAGGUGCUUCGUUGUGGGUGUUGGGUAAAAGUGGCCUUUUCGGAUUCGAAACACCACUUUUGCAAAUGUUCCUGUUCUCCGCGUUGAUCAGCGCAGUUGAUCCUGUCGCCGUGUUAGCUGUCUUCGAAGAAAUCCACGUGAAUGAAAUCUUGUAUAUCGUUGUUUUUGGGGAGAGCUUAUUGAACGACGCUGUCACCGUGGUGCUGUACCAUAUGUUCGAGGCUUACAACGAGAUAGGGCCGACGGAAAUACUCUACACGGACGUUCUCUCGGGAUUGGCUUCGUUCUUCGUGGUGGCGAUCGGUGGCACGAUAAUAGGGGUGAUAUGGGGCUUUGGUACCGGUUUUGUUACAAGGUUCACCCACCAGGUUCGCGUGAUCGAGCCCAUCUUCAUAUUCGUCAUGGCUUACCUGGCCUACCUAAACGCCGAGAUCUUUCAUAUGUCCAGCAUACUGGCGAUCACCUUCUGCGGCAUCACCAUGAAGAAUUACGUGGAGGCGAAUAUAUCGCACAAGUCGCACACCACGGUCAAAUACACGAUGAAAAUGCUGUCAAGCAGCUCGGAAACCAUCAUAUUUAUGUUCCUCGGGGUGGCGACCGUGAACAACCAUCACGACUGGAACACGUGGUUCGUCGUCAUGACCAUCGUCUUCUGCUCGAUCUAUCGCAUCGUCGGCGUGAUCUUCUUGACAGCGUUGGCUAAUCAAUUCCGACUGCACAAGCUGAACAAGGUGGAGAAAUUCGUGAUGUCUUACGGUGGUUUGCGAGGUGCCGUAGCAUUUGCUCUGGUCUUACUGAUCGAUCCGAAACACGUGUCUUUACAACCGAUGUUCGUCACUACCACGAUCGCAGUCAUUUAUUUCACAGUAUUCAUACAGGGAAUCACGAUCAAGCCCCUCGUAAAGAUCCUGAAUGUGAAACGAGCCGAAAAGAAGAAGCCGACCAUGAACGAGAGGAUCCACGAAAGGAUAAUAGACCACGUGAUGGCUGGGAUCGAGGACAUUUUGGGCAAGCAUGGCAAUUAUCACGUUCGGGAUAAAUUCAAACGGUUCGAUAAUAAAUUUAUUCGUCCGUAUCUGGUGAGGAAUCACUACGGUGCCGAGCCGAAAAUAUUGGAAACGUAUUCGAAACUCGCUAUGAAAGACGCUCUGGAUUACAUCAGAAGGAACGCGUCCACCAUCGGCAAUAUCAGUGGAACUGAAAGCAUGUCCGCUAUAUUUCGCAACUAUAGCAACACGGGACAAUUCAAUGGAAGUCCAAGUUGCAGCCAGCUCGAAGCGGGCUGGAAUAUUGAUCUCCAAGAAUUGGAGUACAACCCUUCCAAGAAGGACUUGACGGACGCCAGGAUCCACCAUCUAUUGGCCGAAGAACUUUGCAAGCCGUACAAGAGGCAUGGAACAAAACUGUUGCAGCAUCGGCGUUUAAGCUACAGCCGACACGCGGUGAACGAUCGCGACCUGUCAACCCAAGUCAAUUACAAAAUGCACAUGAACAUAAGACGGAUGAUGGGAGAGCACAAGCAUCGUCACAAGCGCAGUAAAAAAUUGCUCAAAGAUGGUAAGCAGAAUCACGUGAGUUUUCCUGAGUUCCAGCAAAACGGAUCAACCAAAUUGUUCACUCAAGAUUACAUCAAUGGUGUCCUGUACGAGCUGGAAAACGGAGAUACUUCAAAGCCUUCGAGCAAGGAGGACUGGGACUCUGCGAUUACCUUCACGGCUCGCACUUCCGAUUCGUUGAACGUGAAUACGGAUGGCCACCACGGCGUCACCACCACUACCUCAAUGGACACCAUAAAUACCGACGAUCCGGAUAUGAAAUUAGGGCGAGACGAAAGUUACAGGGUAACAACACCAACAGCCACAGAAACUAUGUUGCCAUGGAAAAGGGAGGACGAUUACGAUUCCGGCCAUCCGAUCAAACAAAAUGAAUUUCCUGCUUGGUGUUCUAACAAAGAGUAUCUGGCUUAUAGUUCUCCCUCGGCGACAUUUUUAGGUGGAAUCGAGCAGCCAAAGGUCCAGUCAGUAAUUGGUCUAUUCCGUCGCGAGAGCGUGUGCACUCCAGAUGGUAUCGAUUGCCAGGAAACUGUGGACGAGCGUGAUGAAUACACGUUAACGGGGACAGAACAGACCGAAGAUUCACCUACAAAAACGUUUAGUGAAUAUGAGAAAGAUAACAAGAAAGGACCCACAAGACGCGUGUCCAUGAUGGAGCUAGGCUCGAUGGAGAAGUCGCAUUCAGACAAAUGCACGGAUGACGGUUCUCAUUCCCUGCCAGAAUGUUGGAACGCUCAACGAGUCCGGAUGACCUCGUUCCCAUAUUCAGCCCAAGUUCCAAGCCUCUCGACCGCUCUCAUCACCUCCUCCUCGGAAUCGUCGGAGGAGAUCGACGAGGAGGAAGAGAAAGCUUGACCUUUGGGGAUCGUCGAGGGGCAGGCGUCAUCCUACGCGGACGAGGAACGUCGUUUGCGUCGACCAUGGCGACGGCCACCCCGACGUUCAUUGCUUUCGUCGCUUCUGCGACGUCCUAGCGCCCCAGUUUGAAUGAAGGCGAGUGUCUCGUAUCUUCUCCUCCCUCAAGAGGAAAGAAUGAGCAACAUUUCAAGGAUUAAUUCCUUCCCCCUGGACGAUUGUCGAUCUCGCUCCCUACAAGAUGAACAUUUUUAGAAAAAAAAUUCAAGAGGAACGAAGAGCUGUUGUUGACCAGAGAGCUCUUCUUCUCUCUCUCACAGGACCACGAUGACGGAAAGUACCUCUCGUUUUGAUUACCGAUGUUUUCAUUUGCACGCAGAAACGAGUGAUUCGGGAUUGUUAUAUAUAUUAAAUAGUUCCGAUAUUAUUGUCAAAAAAAAGGAUAAUAAUAUUUUAUCGAUUGGUUCGAUCGUUGACGAUACGUAGAAGUGUGCGAAAUUGUUCCAUGAUUCAAAAAUUUGAAUAUCGGGAAAAAUCGGAAAUAUUCGGAUCGGAUAAGAUCUCGAUAUAUUCGUGUUCUUUCGGAAUAGAUCGGACAAAUUCGGUUAGGAUUGAACAGGUACGAAGAUAUUACAAGAGUUUGCCCGAUUCUGUCCGAAUUUUUCCGAAUCUAUGAUCUCGAGAAUUUUUAAUGUCAAUCAUUAGAUAAUGGAUGUUUGUAUCUUUAUGAAAAAUUGAAACCU
This is a messenger RNA of Apis dorsata (giant honeybee), 4096 nucleotides long. RefSeq names its product sodium/hydrogen exchanger 3 (gene Nhe2). Gene Ontology annotation, biological process: sodium ion transport; regulation of pH; proton transmembrane transport. Gene Ontology annotation, molecular function: sodium:proton antiporter activity. The record is from RefSeq and is a predicted model, not a curated record. Gene Ontology annotation, cellular component: membrane. The coding region runs from base 225 to 3353 and encodes 1042 amino acids. NCBI's taxonomy places the organism in Eukaryota, Metazoa, Arthropoda, Insecta, Hymenoptera, Apidae. The transcript is spliced from 17 exons.